AUGGAUCACACUGGGCAGCUGCAUUCUCUUUCUCUUUCUAGUUUGAUUGGAUGGUUAUGCAGAAGUUUGAUUCCUUCCGCUCUGGGUUUCUCGAUUUCUGUAUGUUCCUGGGUCCUGGUUACUGCGCUACCGUUGACAUGUGAAAUCGAGGUCGGUGCUGCUGACAAAAGGUUCAGCGUGUCCGACUACGGAGCAGUUGGCGAUGGGUGGUCCGACGAUACCUCGGCAUUUACAAAGGCGUGGAAUGAUGCGUGCAACACAGAGGGAAGUGCAUCGACCAUCACCGUUCCAGAAGGAAAGAAGUACCAUUUGAAUCCUAUCAAUUUUGUGGGCCCUUGCAAGUCUAAUAUCAAUCUUGAAAUAUCAGGGAAGAUCAUAGCACCAAAAGAUCCAAAUGCAUGGAAGGGGUACGAUCCAGCAAAGUGGUUGACUUUUGAGAAAGUGAAUGGGCUCAACAUAAGUGGCCCGGGCUUGUUUGAUGGAUAUGGCGAUGGCUGGUGGAACAUAUCCUGCAAAUGGAACACCAAGCCUGGAUGCAAUAAGCUCGCCCCAACUACGCUCCGUAUCGAAAAGUGCAAUGGAGUGAGUUUGCAAAAUCUGCACUUCAAGAACAGUCCUCAGGUGCAUGUAACUGUUUAUGGAAGCAGCGACGUUCAUUUGAAGUUCUUGAACAUUUCCGCACCUGACGAGAGCCCCAACACCGACGGAAUCCACAUUCAUGCAUCUCAUGCUGUCUCUGUUCAAUCUUCAACCAUAGGCACCGGCGAUGAUUGCAUCUCGAUGGGCGAUCAUAUCUCGAAUAUCAGUAUCAAUGACAUAAAGUGCGGACCUGGUCAUGGCAUAAGCAUUGGAAGCUUGGGAAGGGGUGGAAAUGAAGUAAGUGUGAGCAACAUCAACGUGAAGAACGUUCACUUUCAUGGGACAACUAAUGGAGCUAGAAUUAAAACUUGGCCGGUGGGAAGAGGCCGAGUUAGCCAAGUUUUUUUCUCGAAUCUCAACUUCACCGCAGUGAAAAACCCCAUCAUCAUAGACCAGUUCUACUGCCAUACUCCAAGUGCUUGUCCCAAGACGAAGCAGGAGUACGUGGCGUGGUGCCACCGGAAUGCCAAUGGAAAUGAGGGAGAGCCCCUCAGGAUCUUUGAUAUCCCGGUCGAUGGUGUUGGGUUGUUACACCCAAUUAUAGCUGAUGGUGAGGUGAUAAACCCUGAGGUCACGCCCGAGUGGAUGAGGCAGGAGGAAGAGAUGGAUGAGGAGCCCGAUGUACUAGUGGAGGACCCCGAGCCUAUGGAUGAGGAGGAGGAUGACGAACCCGAGGCCAUGGAGCAGGACGGAGAGGUUGCAGAGCUGGGAUUAGACGAGGAGGGGUUCGAGAUUUACCUGGACCCGGAGUUGGAGCUGGACUCCGAGGACGAGCGAGCUCAGGCUAUGGAUUCAGAUGAGUCAGGGACUAGCAAGGAUGCCUCCGAGGAGCUGUUAGAUGAUUCUGGUGAGUCGUUUGAUCCUGACUGGGAGCCAUAG
Syzygium oleosum is the source of this 1518-nucleotide messenger RNA. Its product is annotated as probable polygalacturonase At1g80170. Lineage: Eukaryota; Viridiplantae; Streptophyta; Magnoliopsida; Myrtales; Myrtaceae. Gene Ontology annotation, molecular function: polygalacturonase activity. The record is from RefSeq and is a predicted model, not a curated record. The transcript is spliced from 10 exons. Bases 1 to 1518 code for a protein of 505 amino acids. Gene Ontology annotation, biological process: carbohydrate metabolic process.